Arvicanthis niloticus (Nile rat) is the source of this 1653-nucleotide messenger RNA. RefSeq lists its product as uncharacterized. Gene Ontology annotation, cellular component: PcG protein complex; transcription regulator complex; nucleus. The record is from RefSeq and is a predicted model, not a curated record. Lineage: Eukaryota; Metazoa; Chordata; Mammalia; Rodentia; Muridae. Gene Ontology annotation, molecular function: DNA-binding transcription factor activity, RNA polymerase II-specific; RNA polymerase II cis-regulatory region sequence-specific DNA binding. Gene Ontology annotation, biological process: regulation of transcription by RNA polymerase II.
AUGAGUGCUUCUCUGGUGAACACUCCGAAGGGUCCGUUAACCUUUAAGGAUGUGGCUGUGGACUUCUCACUGGAGGAAUGGGAAUGUCUCACUUUUGCUCAGAGGGCAUUGUACAUGGAUGUGAUGUUGGAGAAUUACAACAAUCUAUUGUUUGUUGAAAAUCAUCACAUAUGUGGAAUGUAUGAGAAGGUCUUGGAUCAAGACACAUUGUACAUUGUCCAUGAGCCUGCGAAUAUCCAAAAGAAGUCUUCUAAAUGCAAUGAACUCAGCAAUAGGAUUCAUGAAUCUACCCAAAGUACACCUUAUAAAACCAACCACAGAGAUGCAUCUCUUCAAUUCUCAAACCUAAGGACACCUAAAACUGGGAACACUGAAGAAGUUUGCAAGUAUAAAGAAUGUGCAAAUGGUUUAAAUGUGUGUUCAAUCAUUAGUCUCAAUCAAGGAAUCCACAUAGGAAAGAAAGAACCCAAUAGAAAUACAGAAUUUGCUAAGGUUUUUCUCUCGAAACAUAAACCAUUGGUGAAACAAAAGAAUAGUGGAGUGAAUCCUUACAAUUGUAGUGAACUUGACAAAUGCUUUACCCAGAGAGACAAUCUUCAAAGUCAGCAGAACUUUUAUCCAGGAAAGAAACCUCACAAAUGUAGUGAAUGUGAAAAGUCUUUUAAACAAAAAUUCAAUCUUAGGAUGCAUCAGAGAUUUCAUACACAAGGAAAACUUUACAAAUGCAGUGAAUGUGACAAGUGCUUUGCCCAAAAAUCCCAUCUUAGUAUUCAUCAGCGAAUUCAUACUGGUGAUAAACCUUAUAGGUGUAGUGAAUGUGACAAAGGCUUUACUGUAAAAGGCAAUCUGAGAAUUCAUCAGAGAAUUCAUACAGGAGAGAAACCUUACAAAUGCACUGAAUGUGACAAAUGCUUUACUGUAAAAAGCAAUCUGAGAAGUCAUCAGAGGAUUCAUACAGGAGAGAAACCUUACAAAUGCACUGAAUGUGACAGAUGCUUUACUGCAUCAUCAAAUCUUAGUGUUCAUCAGCAAAUUCAUUCAAGAGAGAAACCUUACAAAUGUAGUGAAUGUGACAAAUGCUUUAUUGAAAAGGUCAGACUGAGAAUUCAUCAGCGAAUUCAUACAGGAAAGAAACCUUACAGAUGUAGUGAAUGUGACAAAUGCUUUGUUAGUCAAUCCCAUCUUAGUGUUCAUCAGAGAAUUCAUACAGGAGAGAAACCUUACAAAUGUAGUGAAUGUGACAAAUGCUUUACUCAAAAAUCGCAUCUUAGUAUUCAUCAGAGAAUUCAUACAGGUGCAAAACCUUACAAAUGUAGUGAGUGUUCCAAAUGCUUUACUGAAAAAGGAAAGCUGAGAAUUCAUCAGCGAACUCAUACAGGAGAGAAACCUUACAGAUGUAGUGAAUGUGACAAAUGCUUUGCCAGGCAAUCCCAUCUUAGAACUCAUCUGAGAAUGCAUACAGGAGAGAAACCUUUCAAAUGUAGUGAAUGUGACAAAUGCUUUACACAAAAACACAAUCUGAGAAGUCAUCAGAGAAGAAGUCAUACGGGAGAAAAACCUUACAAAUGUAGAGAAUGUGAAAAAUGCUUUGCCCAACCAUCACAUCUUAGUGCUCAUCAGAGAAUUCAUACACGAGAUAAAACUUACAAAUAA